Linderina pennispora is the source of this 2197-nucleotide messenger RNA. RefSeq lists its product as uncharacterized. Lineage: Eukaryota; Fungi; Kickxellomycota; Kickxellomycetes; Kickxellales; Kickxellaceae. The coding region runs from base 437 to 2083 and encodes 548 amino acids. The transcript has a single exon. The record is from RefSeq and is a predicted model, not a curated record.
CACCCACUUCCCAGCUUUUUUUUUAUCUCGUGCUCGUCUGAACCGACUUUUUCCAUUCGAUUCUUCCUCCCCUUUUCGCACUCUAAAUCAACCAGAAUCGCAGCAGACAAGCUGUGAGGGAUAUUUCGAAAUACCUUGGCAGUAGUGCCUAGUUUCGUAAACAAACCACCACGCCCAAACCGCCCCGACCGUCCUCGCACGAGCGUUUCUUCUUUAUUUUCUCUUCCUUCCUUGACUCUAUUUAUUUCCAGUUCAUCUCCAGAGCCCACACGUAACCACUGCAUAUAUUUCCUCCCAACAACAGGCGCAUAUUUCCUAAUUAUUUAUUAUCUGCGCAACAGUAUAUGAAGCAACCCCCACACAACAGCUAGCGGCUGCAUUUUCCAUCAACAACCAAACAGAAAAGAAAAAACACGCUUUUUCUAUCAUUCCAGUCAUGACCCGCAGGCGGACAUGCUCGGCGACAGGUUACAGGCAAAGCCACGCGCAGCCGAGAGCUGCACCCGCACAUCUGCGCCCCUCGACCGCCGCCAGCUCUCUGUACGCCUCGCUGGACUCCGCCACUGGAUUGAUCCUGGCAUCCACGCCCAAGGCGCUUACCAACCCGUCCCGCCCGCUGUCAAGUAUCUCGCUGGUCCCGCUGCGUAAGCACCGGAGCGCCCCUUCGCCAAUCAUGCCCGCAGCACCCACAGCACCUACAGCACCUACAGCACCUACAGCACCUACAGCACCUACAGCACCUACAGCACCUACAGCGCGUCCCGUGCGGAAGCGGGCAGUGACGGGCUCGCGCGAUAAGCACUGGGAGAUUUCGCAUCCGGUGGGGCAAAAACCCCCAUCAUCAGCGGGGUCGUCGGUGGCAACACGCCAUACUUUGCCACUCGACCACCCAAUGUACCGGAGCAUGGCAAAGCGCGGCAGCAUUUUCUACCGGCCGCCGCGCAAGCAGCCAGUCCAGCCGCCGCCGAUGGCUGAGCACGAGGCAGUGACUUUGCCGACAGACGACGAGACGCGGCGGUGCUCAUGCGUAUCAGCCGACUCUGACGUGCUUUUUGACGACGCGUGUAGCAUUGCCGCGGGCUUUUGUGCUGGUGACGCGGCUGAUGACGCCGCAGUGGCAGCCCCAUCAAUCGAGUACUGCAAAGAGCUGCCGUACUGGAGCUGCCAUUGGACGCCAGACACUGGCGAGUUCCUGUACACCUCCAUGCCAGCCGACGAGGAGCGCCCAUGCACGCAGCCAGCCGAGAAGGACUACUUCCCGCCUGAGGAGCAGUUCUACCGGGCGACGCCAGCCAUCGUCGAUAGUAUUGUCGAGGAGCUGAGCCUGAUUUUCGCUAUCACGCAAAGUCACAGCGAUGUGCCGCUGGACCGCCGCCUACCGGACCUGCACACCUUUAUCUGGCAGGCAGUAGAUGCCAUGGACGUCGACAUGUGGACUGUAAUACCAUGUCUGUUGCUGGUGCGCCGCUUCAAGCAAGUGCACGGUUACGACAACCCGGGCCACUACGACUCAGCACAUAUUCUGUUCCUCGGAGUGUUUAUGCUUGCAACGGCAGUGUCUUUGAAGAAGAACGAUGUGGAGAACUUUUCCGUGCAGCGCAUGUCGCAGCUGAUCAAGACACCGUACACAACUACUGAUUUCGUGCGGUUCCGGCGCAAUGCGUGCGAAUCUUUGGGCUAUAACAUCUGGGUGUGCCGUGCGGACAUCCAAAAGUUCGGUGAGGACAACCUGCACGACAUCUAUCAGUUGCCUGUGGCGCACAGGUACUUUUUGGAGCGCCAGCAGGCGCGCCAGCGCGCAGAGGAGCAGGAGCGCCUGCGGCUUGAACAGCAAAACAAGAUCAAGUCGAACCUCGAGCGCUUCAUGUACCGCACCCCGCACGACUCCUUGGGGAGCUGGAAUUCCAAGACCAUGUAUUCGACCGAAAAGCGCUUUUGGUUCAGGCACCUGCCGUGGUUCCCAGGCGCCGUCACGCCUAUCUGUAUUACUGCCCACGACGAGAUUGCCAAAAAUUAUACCCGCGAUGGCCAGAUCGUCACCGUGCCGUUCCUGAAAACCCGCACUGCCGCCCACAUCUAUUAGCACCACCAACCCCUCAUUUUGUAACUCUGCCAUCACCAUCUGUACCUAAUAUUCCCACUCCUCUUUCCUUACUGAUAAACCCCUAGCCACUUUUAUUGUUGUACAUGUAGAAAC